AUGAGAACGAGUUUCGAGCGUGACGGUGAGGUUCUCAAGGCUGCAGCUGCCAACGUCAGCUUUUUCACCCGAGAUGUCCUUAAGCAGAUUUCAACAUUGGUGACCGGAAACCAAUCACUCCAACACCUCACACUUUCUUUUGCAGGAUCCCUCCAUAAUCUCCGCUCACCGUACAUCGUAGAUCGUGACCAAAUCGCAAUGUUCCACAAACUACUGGCCAACAGUAAAAACAUUCAAAAGUUGGACAUGUUCUACUUGUACAAACCGGGUGAAUUCGAAAAGCUAUUCGUAGGUUAUCUCUUGAAAAAUAAGAAUCUCCAAGAGAUUAGAUUCAACAACAUCUACAACACAACCAAUGAAAUAAGAUCAAACUUUAACAUUGAAUAUGAAGGACCUGGAAAUACAUUUAUGAAAUUAACAAGAAAAAAUAACAAUAACAAUAUUAACAACAAUAACGACAAUAUUAGCUGUACAUCGAUUUUAUCUAUAGAACAAUUAUCAUUGAAUUCAACACCAUUAUUAUCAUCAUCGAAUUCAAAAUCAACACCAACUACUCCAACAUCAUCUUAUUUCGAUGGAAUUAAUUUAAAUAAAUUAAAAAAUUCAAUUUAA
Heterostelium album PN500 is the source of this 612-nucleotide messenger RNA. RefSeq lists its product as uncharacterized. The record is from RefSeq and is a predicted model, not a curated record. NCBI's taxonomy places the organism in Eukaryota, Evosea, Eumycetozoa, Acytosteliales, Acytosteliaceae. The transcript has 2 exons. The coding region runs from base 1 to 612 and encodes 203 amino acids.